Molecule: messenger RNA, 1389 nt
Organism: Aspergillus bombycis
Lineage: Eukaryota; Fungi; Ascomycota; Eurotiomycetes; Eurotiales; Aspergillaceae
Product: proteasome regulatory particle base subunit RPT5
Exons: 3
Coding region: 1-1389 (462 amino acids)
Biological process (GO): proteasome-mediated ubiquitin-dependent protein catabolic process
Cellular component (GO): proteasome regulatory particle, base subcomplex
Molecular function (GO): ATP binding; proteasome-activating activity; ATP hydrolysis activity
Source: RefSeq, a predicted model, not a curated record
AUGUCGACCUUGGAGGAUCUCGACGACCUUGACCGUGAAGAGAGAGAGAAGAAGCCCCAAGAUGGCGACGGCAACGGCAGGAAGCCCUCCGGAGAUGGAGACGCUGACAUGAAAGACGCUGAGAAGAAGGACGACGAAGAGGACCUCUUGGACGACGACAUUUUACAAUCGAGCACAGCGGACAUCGUCAAGCGACGGCGGAUGCUGGAGAACGAAAUGCGUAUAAUGAAGAGUGAAUACCAACGGUUGACGCACGAACAGAGUACGAUGAGAGAAAAGGUUAAAGAUAAUCAAGAGAAGAUUGAAAAUAACAGACAACUACCAUACCUUGUCGGAAAUGUGGUUGAAUUGUUGGAUUUGGAUGUCGAGGCUGAAGCCGCCGAAGAGGGUGCCAAUAUCGACCUCGAUGCUACUCGAGUCGGCAAGUCUGCUGUCAUCAAAACCUCAACCCGUCAAACCAUCUAUCUCCCCCUCAUUGGUCUGGUAGAUCAUGAGAAGCUGAAGCCCGGUGAUCUCAUCGGUGUAAACAAGGAUUCAUAUCUUGUCCUGGAUACAUUACCCGCUGAAUAUGAUAACCGAGUGAAGGCCAUGGAGGUCGACGAGAAGCCAACAGAGAAGUACACAGAUAUUGGAGGUCUGGAUAAGCAGAUUGAAGAAAUUGUUGAAGCUAUAGUAUGGCCGAUGAAGGAGGCUGAACGGUUUAAGAAGCUCGGCAUCAAGGCACCGAAAGGUGCUCUGAUGUACGGUCCCCCCGGUACCGGAAAGACCCUCCUCGCCCGAGCCUGUGCUGCAGAGACAAACGCCACUUUCCUCAAACUCGCCGGUCCCCAACUAGUGCAGAUGUUCAUUGGUGACGGAGCCAAGCUCGUCCGCGACUGCUUCGCCCUCGCCAAGGAGAAAGCACCCUCAAUCAUCUUCAUCGACGAACUCGACGCAGUCGGCACAAAACGUUUCGACUCCGAAAAGUCCGGUGACCGUGAAGUGCAACGAACCAUGCUGGAACUCCUCAACCAGCUGGACGGCUUCGCCUCCGACGACCGUAUCAAGGUCCUCGCCGCCACUAACCGUGUCGACGUCCUGGACCCCGCUCUCCUCCGUUCUGGCCGUCUGGACCGCAAGAUCGAAUUCCCCCUCCCCAACGAGGAAGCCCGCGCCAACAUCCUGCAGAUCCACUCCCGCAAGAUGGCCGUAGACGACAGCGUCAACUGGGCCGAACUGGCCCGCAGCACGGACGAAUUCGGCGGUGCCCAACUCAAGGCCGUCUGCGUCGAGGCUGGUAUGAUCGCUCUCCGGAAGGGAAUGAGCAAAGUCGGACACGAAAACUACGUCGAUGCUAUCGCGGAAGUACAAGCCAAGAAGAAGGAUACCAACAUGGGCAUCUACGUCUAA